Messenger RNA from Cynoglossus semilaevis (tongue sole), 6028 nucleotides. RefSeq names its product CASK interacting protein 2 (gene caskin2). The coding region runs from base 646 to 4953 and encodes 1435 amino acids. The transcript is spliced from 23 exons. The record is from RefSeq and is a predicted model, not a curated record. Gene Ontology annotation, molecular function: protein binding. NCBI's taxonomy places the organism in Eukaryota, Metazoa, Chordata, Actinopteri, Pleuronectiformes, Cynoglossidae.
CACUACUUUGAUUCAACCAUUACAAUACAACAAUAACCUCCGAAUUCCGCAGUUUGAUUUUUAAUUUUUUUUAAUUACGGCAAACUGAAACCCAGUCAUUUUUUUGAAAAUUAUUGCUGCAGGUUUCACAGUUGAGCCUUAUUUUGGAGGGUAGCAACGGAAGCAGCUUAUGUAGUUUCACCAAACCUGACGCAGUUCCACAGUGAGUCUGGUUGUAGAAGCCGCGGUAGACUCAGUCCACGAAAGUUAACAGAGGCGCAAAGUGUGUGUUUGUGUUAGGGAGUCCCUGUGAUACUGAGUCGCUGUGUCCGUGACUGUGUCCCACCGUGUCCACAUCCACAGGUUCUGUGAAGCUGUGACCACACAUUCAUCUCCAUCCACUUCAGCAGUCGUGGUCGUGGUCGUGGUCAUGGAUCUAAACUCCUCCAGUGUGACGGAGAUGAAGAAGAAGUCCUCCUGCACCACCGGACCUCCCCAUGCUCCUCUGUAGCUCUUGCUGCUCUUCAUCAUGAUGAGUGUCACCUCAGGAGAUCUUCUGGAGUGUGGCGCCCAUCUGUCGACCUUCUGACCCAUGGUUGAACCGUCUGUCUGGACAGAAGAACCGACCGGAACCACCUCUCUGAGAGAACCUCCUGUCUGUAGGUCAUGGGGAGAGAGCAAGACCUGCUGACGGCCGUGAAGGGAGGAGAUCUCCUGCAGGCCCACAAACUUCUCUCCAGGGUCAAGUGCAACAAAACCAAGUUGCUGGGCUCCACCAAGAAACUCAACGUCAACUACCAGGACUCAGACGGCUUCUCAGCACUGCACCAUGCUGCUCUGACAGGAACCACGGAGCUGCUGUCUCUGCUGUUGGACACUCAGGCCACGGUGGACAUCAAGGACAUCAAUGGGAUGCGUCCUCUCCACUAUGCAGCCUGGCAGGGUAAAGCUGACUCUGUCCUGUUGUUACUCAGAGCCAACGCUUCAGUCAACUCUCCUUCUCAUGAUGGACAGAUUCCUUUACAUCUGUCAGCACAGUAUGGACAUUAUGAGGUGUCUGAGAUGCUGCUGCAGCAUCAGUCCAACCCCUGUCUGAGGAACAAGGCCAAGAAGACGCCCCUGGACCUGGCCUGUGAGUUUGGAAGAGUGAAGGUGGCGCAGCUGCUUCUGAGCAGCAACAUGGUGACGGCUCUCCUGGAAGGAGACGCAGGUCACGACAGUCUGGACUCUCCGUCCACCACUCCGCUGCACCUGGCUGCAAGAAACGGACACAGAGACAUCAUCAGACUUCUUCUUAAAGCUGGCAUCGACAUCAACCGAGUGACCAAGGCAGGAACGUCUCUGCACGAGGCUGCCCUCUAUGGUAAAACUGAGGUGGUGCGGCUCCUACUGGAGGCUGGCAUCAACGUCAACAUGAGGAACACCUACAACCAGACGGCUCUGGACAUUGUCCAUCAGUUCACCACGUCUACAGCCAGCAGAGAGAUCAAACACCUGCUCCGAGAAGCGUCCAGUUCUCUCCAGGUCAGAGCAGUGAAGGAUUACUGGAACCUUCACGACCCCACGGCCCUCAACCUGCGAGCUGGCGACAUCAUCCUGGUCCUUGAGCAGCACUCUGACGGUCGGUGGAAAGGUCACAUCCAUGACCCUCAGAGGGGGACAGACAGGGUGGGCUUCUUCCCUCCAUCAGUGGUGGAGGUUCUGAGCAGACGUUCAGUAGGGGGCACCCUCUCCAGACAAACAUCGAUGCCAUUUCAGAGAUUUGCGUCCAGAGCUCCUCCUCCUCCCUCUGGCCAAGGCUCCGCCCCCCAGUCAGACGACUCCUUCACACUGGAGUGUGAACCCGCAGGCCCCCCCCUCAGCAGACAGCUCUCAGCCCCUGUUAGUCCUGCUAGUUCCACUCAGGACAUUUGGGUCCUCAGGAGCGCCCCCUCUGGUGACAGGACCAGUGUGGGCAGCGUGGGCAGCGUGGGCAGCAGCCGCAGUGCCGGCAGUGGUCAGAGUUCAGAGAGCAGCCACAAACACAACAACAGUCAGAGUCGACACAACGACAACAACAAUGGAAAACUGGCGCCCUCUGCUGGUGGGUCAGCGGACCAGCUACAGACUGCGGCAGACCACAGCCAGCAGCUAGACGGACCAGCAGGUGGAUCUCAGCGACAGUUGAAUGGAUGUCAGAGAAGUUUGAUCAGACCAGAGCAGCUGCUGGAGGGGAAGGACUGUGACGCCAUCUACCAGUGGUUGUGUGACUUCCAGCUGGAGCAGUACACCUCUAACUUCAUCCUGGCAGGAUACGACGUUCCCACCAUCAGCAGGAUGACACCUGAGGACCUGACGGCCAUCGGGGUGACCAAACCAGGUCACAGGAAGAAGAUCUCCCUGGAGAUCAGCCGGCUGAACAUCCCUGAGUGGCUGCCAGAUUAUAUUCCUUCUGACCUGGGGGAGUGGCUCAGUGUGAUCGGACUCCUUCAGUACCAGAAGAGACUGUGUGACAAUGGCUACGACUCCAUCUCCAUCGUCAAGGACAUCACCUGGGAGGACCUGCAGGAGAUCGGCAUCACCAAACUAGGUCACCAGAAGAAACUGAUGCUGGCGGUGAAGAGACUCAGUGACCUGCAGCGUUCUCGGAACAACGCCGAAAGAUCGGGAACCCUGCGGAGGAGACCGCCCCCUGCUGCCCUGGAGCUGGUGGCCAUUGAACACCCUCCCACACCCACUAGUACUCACACACACUCAGACACAGCAGAGGACAACUGUUGCCCCUCCCCCCGCACCCCCAGGGCCAUGAUGUCUUUCCAGGACAGCGAGCUGAGCGCCGAGCUGCAGAGUGCCAUGAUGGGCAGGCCGGCGGUGGAAGCGGGGGGAGGAGCAGGAGAGGCCUUUGGUCUCAGGGGCAUGAAUCUGGCCGCGGCCACGUCGGACAGUCAGGACAGCUUCAGCGUGAGGUCACGUGGGUCAGGGAAUUCUGGGAAUUCAAACUCGGGGUACUCACAGGAGCAACAGUCGACACCAGGCUCUGCCAGAACCUCUAACCAAUCCCAGGAAAACCUUGGGAGCGGAGGAGGAGAGCGAGGAGGAGGCAGUCCUGGAGGCAGAAGAACCAUGGAGAUGUGGGAAAACCAGAGCCCCAGCAAAGUCUCCUCCACCCCCUCCUCCACGCCUCCUCUGACGCCGAGUAAAGUUCCUCGCUUCGGCUACCCAGCAGUCCCACUAAAGUCCAAACACUACCAGUCCACCCGACUCUUUCAGACCCAGAACCACCCACCGCCCUCUCCUUCCUUCAGUCCCUCCCCCACACCAAAGACCUUCACUUACCUCCAACCUCAGACAGGUGGCGCUCCUCAGGUACACUCCAAACCUCUCCCUGUGAUGGAGCCCCCUACUGGACAGACACCAGCCAAUGAAACUCACAGGGCGCCACAGAAGAAACGCACUCAGAGUCUCACCCGCUACGCCCUUUCUGAUGGGGAGCCGGAUGAGGAUGACGACAUGGCGUCGCCCUCCAACUCUGCGGCCUCUGUGGCCAUGCCGUCGUACGCCACGUUGUCCCGUAGGACAGGACGUGGAAACACCGUCACCACCGGAGGUCACAGGAGCCUGAAUCGCAGCCAGUCUUUCGCAGUGCGCUCCCGACGCAGAGGCCCGCCCCCUGCCCCACCCAAGAGGAUGAGCUCGGUCAGCGGCGGUCCGACACCACCCGUGGAAGGCAGCCAGGAGGUGGCGAUGAAAGCAGGAGUGAAGGUGGAGAACACAGGAAGUGUGAGAAGCAUCGCAGCCAAGCUUGACGGGAGCAUCGGCUGCAGUCCAUCCAGGAGAACCAACGUUCCUCCACCCACCGCCCCGCGUUCUGUCGCCUUCACUCCGAGCUGCUCCACAAUUCCAAACAGAAUUCCAUCACAUGUGGUCCCUCAUCCUGACACACCUGUCCCCAUCCUGGGCCUCAGCGGCUUCAGAAGAACAGGAAGUUGGAGGGCAGAAGGUCAUGUGAUCAGACCCGGAAGUGGACGCUCAGAGGAGACACCUGCGGACCAGGACAGGGACGGUCAGGGACUGUCAAACAGUUCCUCCGCUGCUCCAAAGAGGAGCUCAGGUGAUAAUCUGCCUUUUGCUGAGGAGGGAAACCUGACCAUCAAACAGAGACCCAGAGUUCCCCUGGUUACCCAGGCCGACGGAGAGGCCAAGACUCCAGAGGACCAGGUCCAGACUCCAAACGGCCUGGACGUUCCAGAGUUCAACCUGAAAGAGUCCGACACUGUGAAGAGACGCCACAAACCCAAAGACAAGGAGGUGUCCUCCCCAGAGGAGGCGUCUUCACCAGAGGAGGCGUCUUCACCAGAGGAGGCGUCCUCCCCGUCCAGAGAGGAGCUCCGUGGCCAGACGCCGGAGCUUCCUCAGAUUAACGUCUUCCAAAGGGUGGGUUCUGUGGGAAGAGGUCCAAAACCGCCGGUGCUGUCAAAGCCUUCAGGUCCAAUCAGACCCGCUCCCAACGGCGAACCGACGUCACAGUCCUGUUCUCAAAGCAGAAUUCCUAAACUGACCGGUGUUCAGAUCCACACGGUUCUCGGGAAACACCAACAGGUGGCGCUGCAGUCCAGACCUGAGAGUGGGUCAGAACCUGCUGGAGGGUCGGUGUCCAGAAAUCCUCGGUACAGUCCACCAUCAGUGCCCACAGCAGGACCAGACCGGGCUCUGCUCCAGAACCUCACCUUCUCAGCUCCAGUCUCUUCCAGCUCUUACUCCACCUCAGCUCCACCUGGAAGACCUGGACCGGCAGGUUUGGAGGUUCUGACUCAGAGAAGACUGGAGCAGACCAGCACCUCCCUGGAGGAGGUCCUCAAGGUGGCGGAGGACAAACUUUCUCAGGGGAACCAGGUGGACAGCAGCAGCUCUGUGUCGGCAGCAGGAAACAUCCUGGACGACAUUAGCAACAUGUUCGACGACCUAGCCGAUCAGCUGGACGCCAUGUUGGAAUAACGCUGAAGGAAGAGCUGGAGUUCCAGACGGAGGAAGAUUCUGGUCAGACUUUCCUCUGAGUCACACACUCCUUUCCUUCUUCCUUCCUGUUGUUUCAACUGCAGCACUUUUCCUCAGAACUCUCACGGGGUCACGGGGUCACUGGGUCCAAAUCCACCAGUGUGUUCUUCUAUUGUGGCUUUGUUUGUUUGUUUAUUUGUUUGUUUGUUUGUUUGUUUUCAAACACAGGGAAUUAAUAUUUGUGGUCAUCUCGGAGUGAAACAGAUAUUUUACAGAGUAUUUUAUUCUUUGAAACAGACUCUUGGUCUGGGGGUCUCAGGACGUCCUCUGCUCACACUGACAGACUGGAGCGAGGUUUUUAGAAAUGACAGACUUUAUGAAAACUGACUUUUAUUUCAUGCUUAAACGUUUUAUUUAUUCAAGGUUUCCAGUUGAAGCUGCGUCGAUGAACUCUAAUCAGUCACUGAUCAGUUUGUCAGGUUUGUCAUUUCAAUGAUUUAAAAUAUAACACACUCAAUAAUCGAUUGAUUUGAACCAUUAGUUUAUCAGAUGUUGCCUUCAGGGUCUGUGGUUAUUUUGGUUUUUAUAAAGUAAAAAACAUUUUGUUAAGCCACUGUUGCACGUGUGGAAUCUAAAAUGUUUACAAAAUAAAUGUAGUUCUAAACUCGUCCACACUGUUAGAGAGGAGGUCUGAGUCUGCUCCUUCAAAAUAAAAGUCCUGCAGUGUAAACGUCACGGCAGGGAAGUUAAACCAGAUGUAAAUAUUCAGAAGAGAAUCUCCUGCUGGUCUUUGAAGUUGAUGAACCUUCCUGUGAAUGGGUUGAUGGUUUGAAACCAAAAGGGAAACAUCAGUCAAAAACACUUUUCCUUUUCUGCAGAAACUAAUAAUUUUUUGACUUUUAUAUUUCACUUAAAUGUUCCUGCAACUGGUUCUGUGGAACUGUUACCAAACACUGACUUGUUUAUUUGUUCCUCUGUCCGUUUGACUCUCGCUGUAUUCUUUCAAUGUUUAUUGUUUUUAUUAUUGAUGAACUAAAACUCCAGGAGUACGGAGAAUUCAUUAAAACAUUUUUAC